This is a messenger RNA of Symbiodinium sp. CCMP2592, 7206 nucleotides long. NCBI's taxonomy places the organism in Eukaryota, Dinophyceae, Suessiales, Symbiodiniaceae. The record is from the annotation of a GenBank genome assembly.
AUGGCGCUGAAAGUGUUCGAUGUGGAUCCGACCCUGAACUCUGUCGGAGAUCUCAUCUGGGAGAGAGUGAAAAGCUUCAGGUGGUGGAAAGAUGAGUUGGAGAAGCUGGAAGGGGGAAUUGCGAAAUUCGCCCAGGGCUAUCACACGUUUGGAUUCACUCGGCAGGAAACCAGCAUCACUUACCGUGAAUGGCUGCCGAACGCCAAGCAAGUGUUCCUCAUCGGCGAGUUCAACAAGUGGGAAAACACUGUGCCUUUAAAGUCCGAGGGCUUCGGGCACUGGUCUGUGCAGCUGAAAGAUCUACCUGGGGGCAAGCCAGCAAUCCCGCACAAGAGCCAGGUGAAAGUUCGAGUGGAAACCAACGACCGUCAGUGGAUCGAAAGGGUGCCUGCUUGGACUCGGCUGGCGUGGCAGGAUCCCAACACCAAUCUUUUCAAUGGUGUCUUCUGGUCCCCGCCCAAAGAGGAGCAGUUCGUGUUCAAGCACGACAGGCCGCUCAAGCCUGCGUCUCCAAAGAUAUAUGAGGCGCAUGUUGGCAUGAGUUCAAAGGAGCCCAAAGUGGCCACCUAUGUAGAAUUUGCAGAGAGCGUGCUUCCCCGAAUCAAACGCCUGGGCUACAACACAGUGCAGCUGAUGGCAGUGGCGGAGCACGCCUUCUAUGGAUCCUUCGGCUACCAUGUCACUUCCUACUUUGCACCGUCAAGCCGAUGUGGAACGCCAGAAGAACUAAAGAAACUUGUGGACCGUGCGCACGCACUAGGGCUCACAAUCAUCAUGGACCUGGUCCAUGCGCAUUGCUCGUCAAAUUCGUUGGAUGGCAUUGCGAUGAUGGACGGCACCGAUCACUGUUACACCCACGGUGGUCUCAAAGGCCAUCAUGCCCAAUGGGACUCCAAAUUGUUUCACUACACAAAACAUGAAGUGCUUCGUUUCCUGCUCUCCAACAUACGGUAUUGGCUGGAGGAAUUCCGCUUCGAUGGCUUCCGGUUUGACGGGGUCACAUCCAUGCUCUAUCACUCGCACGGAAUAGGCAAGGGCUAUUGUGGAAGCUAUCAUGACUAUUUCGGGGGUGAUGCAGAUUUUGAGGGGCAAGUCUAUUUGAUGCUGGCAAACGACUUGAUUCACUCGUUGGUGCCAUCUGCAAUCUCUGUGGCAGAAGAAGUUAGCGGCAUGCCGACCUUAUGCCUUCCUAUCGAAGAUGGCGGCUUUGGCUUUGACUACCGCCUGGCGAUGGCAAUCCCUGACAUGUUCAUCAAACUCCUAAAGGAAGUCCCCGAUGACUGUUGGGACGUGGGUCACAUCUGCCACACGCUCACCAACAGGCGGUGGAAGGAGAAGUGUAUAGGAUACUUGGAGUCUCAUGACCAGUCCAUCGUCGGCGACAAGACCAUUGCUUUCUGGCUUAUGGACCAAGAGAUGUACUACGGGAUGAGCAUGGCCGAGUGCCCGGAGCCUUCGAUCGUUGUUGACCGUGGUUUGGCGCUGCACAAGGUUCUCCGGCUGCUGGUGCUCGGCUUGGGGGGCGCAGGCUACCUGAACUUCAUGGGCAACGAGUUUGGCCACCCCGAAUGGGUGGAUUUCCCACAGGCAAGCAACGACUGGAGCCACCACCUCUGCAGGCGGCGCUGGGACUUGCCAGAUGACCAGGCCUUGCGCUACAAGUACUUUCAGAACUUUGACGAACUGAUGCAGGCACUUGAAAACCGAUUCAAGUGGCUCAGUUCGGAGCACGAGUUCGUUACAGUAUGCAAUGCGAUGGACAAAGUCCUGGUCUUCGAACGCGGCAGUCUCACCUUCGUUGUAAACCUUGAUCCGGGCCGCAGCUUCCAAGGCUACAAGGUGGGCAUCGGCAAGGACGAGGCCAUGCGCAUCGUCCUGGACACCGACGAGGAGCGCUUCGGUGGCCAUUGUCGACUCGAGGAGGGUCAUGGCAAGCCCUUACCUUCGGGCGGACCCACGCACAACAGGCCGGCAUCCUGCCUUUUGUACAUCCCGGCACGCACUGCGCAAGUACUGGCGCCGGCAUCCAUGCUGGAGGGAGGCAUUCGCGUGUGGCUUGAUGCUCGUUGGUUGAAGGAGCAGGACAUCGACAAUCCCACUGAUGUGAACUUGGCACUGGAGAUCCGAGAUGGUGGGAAGAAGUAUCUUCGGCAAUUCCGCUUCAAUGCCGAGAGCUGUGUCACGCUGCAUAUCUAUUUUGAUGCGAUUUUUGCACUCAUCGCUCCAAAUGGGAGUACACUUACCAGUCCAGUCUGGCCGGAUGAGAUGUUCCACAUCUACUUUCCCGGAGACUACACGGUCUGUAGCGGCGGAGUGCUGGAAGCAGACGUCCCGAAAAUGACUUGGAAGCCGGCACCCAUAAGCCGACAACCCUCGGUGGUCGGGACGGCAGCUCCCUCUCGAGACGAGUUCUUCGAUCCUUCCAUCGAUGCCGGCUUGGUCUAUCCUGAAGCCAUGGUGCUCGGACCAAACUCGAUGAUGGACCUUUUGGACUCCCCGGCCCCAACGACUCCUUCCAGGGCCUCCGCCUCCGCCUCGGCCUCGCCCUCGAGGACUCCCUCGGCCUCUGCGACCCCGAAGAAAGGUCUCAGCAGAUCGAGCAGCUUCUCCGCAAGGCGGCGGAAAAAAUCCCCGACCACCGCAAAAGCCACCAGCGAUGAGGUGGACGAUUCGAGCAAGGAGAAGGUUACCCAGCGGGCGCCGCUCUCCCCCGAAGAGCGCAAGGCCCUGUGUCAGGGCCGGGCCAAAAGUUACAAAGAAGCCUUCACCAAGCUGGGAAGCCUUGAAUCCUUGGCGACGGCAUUCAAGGACUUUGGCUUGCAUCACGGCGCCGGUGGACGGUGGAAGUACAGAGAAUGGGUUCCAAAUGCGAAAGCCACGUAUCUCUUCGGCGACUUCAACGGAUGGAACAAGACAGCCACGCCACUCAUGAAGUCAAAAGAUCAUCCCGAGAUUUGGUGUUGCCAGAUAAGCAUACCCUUGAAUUCAGCGCUCACAAGGGGCAGCCAGUACAGACUCCAUGUUGUGCCAAACGAGGGAGAGCCCUGGGAUAUGGUCCCUACCUGGGCAACUCGCUGUGCUAUCAAUGCCAAAACUAAAGAUCACAACGCGGUUGUCUGGCCACCCCGCGCAAGCAGAGGUCCAUCCAAGAAGGAUCUUCACCCAAGCUUACAGCUGAAGGGGAAGAAGCUUCAUCUCUACGAGCUUGACAUUACCCUUGCCAUACAAAAGGGACAGAAGCCCAGCUUGAAAUUCGCGCGCUCUCUCUUGCCAAGGGCUGCACAUUCUGGCUACCAUGGAGUAUUGCUGCAAGGGCUCUACAACGGAAAAGGCAGGUUUGCCACAGGCAGCCUAAUGGCAGUCUCCCCGGUGCUGGGAGAUUCAUCAGACUUUUCAGCCUUUCUUCAGAAAGCCCAUGAUCUGGGAUUGGCUGUCAUCCUGGAGCUUCCAUCUGGUGCCGAUCCAGCCGAAUCCAGCCUGCCAGCCUGGUAUUUCCGGGCUGAAGAGACGAAGACGCUUGUGAAGAGCUUCGAUUUUGCUCGGAAAGAGGUCGCCCAACACAUCCUUUGCUCCAUCAAGCAUUGGGUGGAGGUUGGCGUGGACGGAUUCCGAAUGGAUGGCAUGCCCGGUCCUGUGCAGAGCGGGGCGGAAGACACGGAAACAGCCGUGGCCCAUUUCGCCAUGAUCGUGGCCGCAGUUGUGAGAUCGGCCGCACAGGAAGCCGGCAGGGAUGUUAUCCUUGUUGGGAGUGGUGAUAUCGAUGCGACGUGCGAUUCUCUGGAGUCCGGCGGUUUCGGCUGCGACUUCUGCCAGGCAGACGGCGCUGAUCUUAGCCGGCUUCUGCCGGGUUCGCGCCGCUUGGUGAUCGAGCCCGGGCCUCCUUCCAAGGCCAGGCCCUUGGAAAAGCUGGAGCGCUCUCUGAUGGAGCCGCUGAACUCUCGCACGGAGUGCCGAAGCCUGGUGAUGUCCUGCAUGGAGAGCACGGAGGACUUCAUUGUCAGCCAGGGGCCGCUUUCUGUCUGCAUGUUGGCAUGGGAGACAGUCCACACGGUAUCUGGCGGCGUCGUGGCCCCGUACGUCACCUACCUCAGCGAGGCAUUGGUUCGCCGUGGCCACGAGGUGCACGUCUUCACGCGUGCCAGCCAUGGCAUCAAGAUAAAUGUGGAGACGGUAAAGGGCGUCGUUUACCACGAGGUGCCAUACCAGCUAAGCAUGGACUUCGUGGAGGAAACAGGGCAUUUCUGCAAAGCCUUGGCAGCCGCUGUGACCGGCCAUGAAGCUGCCUACGGACCCUUUGAUGUGGUUCACGGCCACGAGUGGUUGGUCGCACGUACUCGAGCGGAGCUACGCAAGGAAGUUCGCUCUGUUCUCACGAUCCACUCCACGGAGCAGGGCCGCUCCAGCGGCGCGGACUACGGUGGCCAAAGCGACCAAGUCAUCCAUCUCGAGGGCGAAGCUUUCAACAUGUUCGACAAGCUUUUUGCAGCAUCGCAGACGGUUCGCGACAGCGUGUACUCUCAGUACGACUUGAAAGGCAAAGAGAUCCAAGUGGUUCACAAUGGUGCGGAGACGAUCGAUAAAUUCACAGUGGAAAUGCAGACUGCUGCGCGGGAUGAUUUAUGUCUUGAGGAGAACAAACCAGUGCUACUGUUCUCAGGUCGAUUGCUUCCGCAGAAGGGGCCGGACGUACUGCUCGAGGCUGUCCCUUUCGUCUUGCGGCACUGGCGCGAUGCGCACUUCAUCAUUGCAGGCAGUGGGCACCUGCGGGGCGGCCUGGAGCGCCGAGCGGCCGAGUUGAACGUGGAAGAGUCCGUGACCUUCGCGAAGGCGCUGCAGCCGGGGACCGAAGAGCACCUGAGGUACAUGGCUGCCUGUGAUGCGGUGGUCAUACCAGCACGGCAAGACUUCUAUGGCGUGUCUGUCAUUGAAAGCUGGGCAGCUGGCAGGCCCGUUGUGGGCUGCUCCUGUGGCGAGCUUCCUCGGCUAGUACAGCCGAAUGUCACUGGCUACCUCAUCGACCAGGAGUCAGGCAGCAUUGCCUGGGGCCUCUGCAAGAUUUGUGAGAACCUGCAGCAUGCUCGUUGGAUGGGCGAGCAGGGGCAGCAGCAAGUGCAGCAGCAUUUCCUUUGGGACUUCCUGGCGAAACGCACAGAGGAGGUCUACCUUAGCCUGCUCGGCCUCGAGGAGGCGCCGGCUGCGGAAGUCGCCAAAAUCGGGCGGAGCCCGAAGCCUCCCUUGGCGGCCUCCCUGGGCCACGGGGCGACCGCGCUUUUGAAGCUGGGCCGCUUGCUAUUCCUGGGUUUUGGAGGCGAUGCCACUCUGACCUGUCUGGGAAGCGACUUUGGCUGGAUUGGCAAGAUCGACUUUCCCAGAAAGAGCAAUGAGUUCAGCGAUGAGCAUGCUCGCUUCCCUGUAGAGGUCGCUUCCGACGCCAAGUGUCACUACAAGAACUUGGCUAUGUUCCAGAUGUGCCUGCUUCGAACAGAGCGGAGUCUGCAGUGGUUGGCGGAUCCCAAGCCUGAGGUGAUCUACAAGGACGAAAAGAAGCAGGUGCUGGUCUUCACGCGUGGAGUGGGGAGCAUCUUUGCCCUGAACUUCAACACCAGCGAUUCGAACUUUAACUUCGACAUCCGGCAGCUGAAAGGUGUGUCAUGUGCCUUCAAGACGGUCUUCAACACGCAGGACAAGCGCUUCGGGGGCCCCGGCUCGGGCACAUCGGUCACAGUGCCGGCGGAGGCUUCAGUCACGGAAGGGACGAUGAAGCUGCUUUUACCGGCUCAGACCGGCGUUGUGCUCGUGCCGGCUCUCUGCGCAGAGGGCUUGUCUUCGGACAAGACGCUUCAGCUGCAGUCAUCAGAUGCCUUCGUCGACCUGCUUGCAGAUGAUCAGUCUGCAGUUUGCCCGAUCAGCGUUUGCAAGCAGCUUUCAUUUGCAGACCUCGCAGCCGAUUUCAACCAGCGGCGCAAGCAGGAAGGCACUACGACUGCCUGCGAAGCAGCUGCAAAAAGCGAGGCUGCUGAGCAACUUGAGCAGGAAGCAGCCAAAAAUGAGGCCGCACGUAGAGAGGCGGCAGAAAGAGAGGCUGCUGAACAACUCAAGCAAGAAGCCGCUAAGAAAGAGGCCGCGCGCAAAGCGGCUGCAGAAAGGCAGGCUGCCCUACAACGCAAGCAAGAGGCCGUCAGAAAAGAGGCCGCCCGCAGAGAGGCUGCAGAACGCGAGGCUGAACAGGAAGCCGCCAAGAAAGAGGCCGCCCGCAGAGAGGCUGCAGAACGCGAGGCUGAACAGGAAGCCGCCAAGAAAGAGGCCGCCCGCAGAGAGGCUGCAGAACGCGAGGCUGAACAGGAAGCCGCCAAGAAAGAGGCCGCCCGCAGAGAGGCUGCAGAACGCGAGGCUGAACAGGAAGCCGCCAAGAAAGAGGCCGCCCGCAGAGAGGCUGCUGAACGAGAGGCUGAACAACUUAAGCAGGAAGCCGCCAAAAACGAGGCCGCCCGCAGAGAGACUGCUGAACCGGCUAACGAGGAGGAAGCAAGGAAAGAGGCUGCCCGCAAAGCAGCUGCGGAAAGAGAGGCUGCUGAACGACAAGCCUUCAAAGAUGCUGUGAAGAGGGCCAACGAGAAGCAAUCUGGGGAUGAGGACGAAAGCCUUUCUCCUGAAUCUCCGGAAAAGUGCAAAGGGCCAGAGCUUCGAGUAAGUCAAAGCCACGGAGAGGAAAAGCCAUCAGGUACUGUGGCAGGGAGGAACACCAACAACGAAGUCGGCACGGGUGAGAAGGAGGAAGAGUCCUCCCCUGGCAAGCGAUGGCUCGCCAAAUACUGGAUGCCUGUUCACGGCUGGCGCCGGCCUCGGAUCCUCGCAUACGCUGAAUACACCUUCACAGGAGCCCGGACGAAGAGAGGAAGCCUUUUGUUCGAAAAUGGUCUGCGAGUUGAUGGGUGGGUCGCAGAUCACAGGUGGCUCACACCCACAGAUCUUCCCCUCAGCCGCUGGGUCGACAGGGCUUUGUGUGCCGAGGCACAGCUUCUUACCUCCCUCUGUCAGCAGCGGGAGCUGGUGAACUUGACCGGCGAGGUCGAACUGUACACGUCUUCCCCUCCUUGCCUGUCGUGCCUGGGCCUCUUCUUCCAGUUCAGGGGGGUGUUUCCCCAUGCGACGCUGCGUUUCUCCUGCGGCUUGGUGCGUGCUUGGGAGGCGUGGGUGCCGCUGUGA